GCCGGCGCGGCUUUAUCUGCCGUGUCGGCGCGGGGGGUGGCACUGGGGAACACCUUGUUUGAAGAUAGGCUCUAUAAAUACAGCGCCGGGGAUGGGAGCGCGGCCACGGGUGGCGGCGGGCUGACAUCGCGGCGGGGAGCGGCUCCGGAGCACGGACUCGCUAGCAGCCGCUGAGCCAAUCCCGCGGCGGAGGGCGGCCGGGUGCGAGGAGGAGGAAGAGCCCCGCGGUCCGAGCCUGCCCCGGCUGAGCUCUUCCCGCCGGCAUGAUGCAGAUCUGCGACUCGUACAGCCAGAAGUACUCCCUGUUCAACGCCAUGAACCGGUUCAUCGGCGCGGUGAACAACAUGGACCAGACGGUGAUGGUGCCCAGCCUGCUGCGGGACGUGCCGCUGCUGCUGGAGGAGCUGGACGCGGCGGGAGCCGUGUGCCCGCAGCGGGACUCCGCCCUGCCGCCCGCCGACCCCGGCGCCUACUUCUCCCGCAGGGACAUGUACAGCCACUACAUGCUGCUCAAGUCCAUCCGUAACGACAUCGAGUGGGGCGUGGUGCAGCCGGCGGCGGGCGAGGAGGCGGCCCGCAAGAAGGACAAGCUGGGCGGCGGGGCCGCCGAGGAGGGCGAGGGGGAGGAGGACCUGGAGAAGCAGUUCCACUACCACCUCAGCGGACUCCACUCGGUUCUCUCCAAGCUCACCCGCAAGGCCAACGUCCUCACCAACAGAUACAAGCAGGAGAUCGGAUUCAGCAGCUGGGGGCAGUGAGCGCCGGGGGGGAGAGGGGCGACGAGGGGGCGCCCAGGCUUUCCUGCACCCUUCGGGACCGCAGCCGGUUUUCUACCAACGCACAAGCGAGAGAGAGAUGUAAAUUAAUCGAUACUAGUUUAUUAAUUUUUUUUUUUUUUGGUCCCCCGCUCCUUUUCUUCUUUUCCUUUUUGUAUUGCACGGCUGCCGCGCCUCCCCGGGCGGGGAACCCGAACCCCCCUACGUGUACGAGGAGGUGGCGGAGCUGGCAGAUAAAUAAGGAGGCUCUGCACAAGCCGAUGAACUUAACGAAACUGGCAUAAAAUUGCUUCUCUUUACCUGGGAGGGGACCCACAGUGGGCUAAGGAGUGUGCCUGUCGCGGGACGGAUGACAGGUCCCACGGUUGUACAUGUACUGGAGUUUAUUUAAAAGUUUUUUUAUUCAGAUGUAGAGUAUAUUCUAAAAUAAAUGCAAAUGUACUAACUAAAAGUGACUUUAAACUUUUCAGUAUGAAAUACAUUUCUUUAAUUAAACGAUACUUUUAACAUCUGGAAUUCUUCUGUUGUGCUAAGUUAUUUCCAGAGCUGCCUUACAAGACACAGAAAUCUCUGAAUGUGCAAGAGAGGGGGGGUUUGUGCCUUUUUUUUUUUUCCCCAAAGGGAGCAAUUAGGUAGUGAUGAUAACUCUGCGUGUCUAAAGCGGAUGAAUGGCCGAAUUAACUGCGCUGUACAUGGCCUGAGUUUUUUUGGUAAACUGUUCCCGACCAGACAGUCCAGUUGCUCUGUGUGACUGCUGGCGUGAAGGUCAGUGCCUCUUUAACAAAAGCCGAGAAGAUCCAGCCAUGGAGCUUGGAGCAAAGCCUAGGAAUGACUUGCUUUUUUUGGGAAGUAUCUUAAUGUACUGUAGGGAGCUCUUUUUUUCUCUCCCUUUGAAUAGGUCUGGGAUACUUGCCUCCCCCAUCUCUUGCAUUGGUUUCUUUCCUCUGUAACCCUCAUUGGAUAUUAGGAAUUAAUUUGAUUUAUGUUACCCAAAUUGUAGUGAUUUCCUUCUCCCUGCGUUAUUUUUUUCAUUUGCUGAAGUAAUGUGCCUUGGAAUUGGGUCUAUAUCAUGUUCUAAUAUUAAAAGUGUACUUACUGAUUACAAUAUGAUGUGUGCAUAUCACAGAGGAUAACCAUUUAAUAAAUAUGUGUGUCCUUCCAUAAUGGAAUGUAUGAAGU
Molecule: messenger RNA, 1955 nt
Organism: Cuculus canorus (common cuckoo)
Lineage: Eukaryota; Metazoa; Chordata; Aves; Cuculiformes; Cuculidae
Gene: MID1IP1
Product: MID1 interacting protein 1
Exons: 2
Coding region: 264-758 (164 amino acids)
Biological process (GO): regulation of lipid biosynthetic process
Cellular component (GO): cytosol
Source: RefSeq, a predicted model, not a curated record